Rubroshorea leprosula is the source of this 1011-nucleotide messenger RNA. Lineage: Eukaryota; Viridiplantae; Streptophyta; Magnoliopsida; Malvales; Dipterocarpaceae. The record is from the annotation of a GenBank genome assembly.
GAUCAUAAAUGCAUAGUUAUUGAUCGGAAAUGGACUUUAACACUUGUGGUAUUUAGAAGCUUUACAGAUCUUAUUUACCUGCUUAACAUGCUUCUUCAGUUCAAGUUGGCUUAUAUAGCUCCUGAAUCUCGAGUGGUUGGUGCUGGGGAGUUAGUUGACCAUCCAAAAAUGAUUGCUAUAAAUUACCUUCGUGGAUACUUUUUAAUUGACUUGUUUGCAGUAUUACCGCUUCCACAAAUCGUGAUUUUAUCAGUCCUACCAAGGAAUUUGGGAGCAUCUGGGGCAAAUUAUGCAAAAAAUCUUCUACGUGUAGCAAUUCUUGUUCAGUACAUUCCCAGAUUGUAUAGAUUUCUCCCUCUGCUUGCUGGUCAGUCACCACGUGGUUUUAUAUUUGAGUCAGCAUGGGCAAAUUUUGUCAUAAAUCUUCUAACGUUCGUGUUGUCUGGCCAUAUUGUUGGAUCACUCUGGUACCUCUUUGGAUUACAGGGACUGUUUCUUGCAUUCAGAGGGUUAAUCAGUGUCUCCAAGAUGCCUGUGAUAACUCUCAAAUCGGCAAUUGUAAAGAAGUUAUUGAUUGUGGGAUUGGACAUGGCAAUUCUUCUUCGUUGCAAGGGUGGAAUAAUUGGACUACCAAUGCAAACGCUAAUGCCUGUUUUACUGAAGAUGGAUUUGACUACGGAAUAUACAUUAAAGCUGUCAACCUUACUGCACACGAAAAUAUCACUACCAGAUAUAUAUACUCUUUGUUUUGGGGGUUCCAGGUAAUAUAUAUCUUAAUUUUGGCCAUCCACACUGAGUGCACUUAUUAUGUUUUCAUUGUUUAUAUGCUGUGUGCAUUAGUUGUUAUAAUUUUUCAAAUUAACAACAAAUGUAAACGGGUUGAAGAAAAGAAACAACUAGAACAGACUUGCAUAGUGCGCUUGGUAAGGAUUGAGAAACUGCAUUGUAUUCCCAUUUCUGAUGCUUAAAAUAUUUGUUUUUAGGAAGCUUAAGGGGAAAGAUUUAUCUUGG